CUGCUUGUAUCGUAUGAUUGGUUGCCGCAGAGGCUCCACAGGGUUGAAAACAUUGAUGGAUUUUUCAGUCAACAGGAUGACAUUCGCGAAACACCCCCAACGCACGUCUGCCAUUUCUGCCCACGUCUCGCUAUGGUUGACUGGCACGAUCCUGACCUCGAAGCUAAAUUGAGGACACUUUCAGUACAGUUGUUGUAUGCUAUCUUUGGCUUAUACGGUUGGGAAUACAUACGCUCCUCACACGUGGAGAUGUCGCUGCUUCGGAGGCAGCUUCCAUUUCGAUGGACUUUGCUCUCGUACAUUACCGCCAGAUUCAGCUUCUUGAUUGUAACAGUUUUACUCGCGAUGCAAUUCAGCCCAUUUUACAGAAGCGUUGAUUGUCAGAGCAUGAAUUACAUCAUCAUGUUGACGACAAACAUCGCCCUCGGUUGCUCCGCAACAAAUCUAAUGAUCAGAACGUGGCUUAUCUGGAAGACCAGUUAUCUGCUGCGCCUCUUCCUAGUCCUCCUCUCGCUAGGUUAUUGGACAAUGCUCACUCUCUUCGUUGUAACCGCUCGCACAUCUACCAUAAAUGGGGUGUGCAUGAUCAGCUAUGUCAAACCUGCAUAUGCUAGUGCGGUGGUCAUAUAUACCAUGUUGUACGACUUGGCACUUUUGGUCUUCACCAUCAUCGGACUUCUGAAGAUGUCAUCGCCUUCUAUGCUAUGGAAGAAGCUCGUGAAACAAGGGACGAUAUAUUUUAUCCUCAGUGUGGUAGCAAACCUUAUCCUACUGGUUUUCAACCGUUUGGACCUGAAUCCUAUUAUGAAUUCUAUGUUCGCAAUACCUGGGGUGUGCAUUUGCACUAUUGCAUCUAGCCAAGUGGUCCUCUCGCUCCUCCGUCCUUCGUCCGAUUAUGAAAGUGACAAAGCGUCGUCGGCUAAAGCGCCUGCGCUGACGAGUGACUUGACCAUUUCAGGGUUCUCACCCGUAUCUGAAGCCUAAGAAGGUAUUUGUGUAAACCACCCAAAUUACUACACCGUCCCUAUGUAGUAUGUACAUAGUUUCAUGAUUUGUACUUCGUCUUCGAUGUAUGAUAGUGCAUCCUAGCUAAACUUGUCUUGUCUUAUCUCUGAUACAAAAAUCGAAUUUUUGAUAUAAUAGACUGCCUAACUAUAG
Messenger RNA from Suillus bovinus, 1158 nucleotides. RefSeq lists its product as uncharacterized. NCBI's taxonomy places the organism in Eukaryota, Fungi, Basidiomycota, Agaricomycetes, Boletales, Suillaceae. Bases 133 to 984 code for a protein of 283 amino acids. The record is from RefSeq and is a predicted model, not a curated record. The transcript has 16 exons.